AUGGCUGAAGGUAUAACUUUGUUGGCCAGCAAGCAAGUGUGCAUAAUGCAGCCUUGUCAGACCAGGCCAGCACCAGCUGAAACGGUUCCUGAUUGGAUGAAUUUCCGAUUGGCAUCGAGGGUGAUGGACUUCGCUUUGGGUGUUUACGGCUGGCCGUAUUACAUCUGCACGACGAACUGUUGUUGCGGCUCAGACCGACUGUGCACAUUGAUGCGCAGGCUGCGUUGUUGUUAUACGUGUCGUUGCGAUCGUGUGCUGAUAAUCAAAGACAACUGUUGUCUGUGUAACACGACCGCACUGUUGCUGCAGACAGCCAUCGACGAAACCGACCUGUUUUACGUCAGUUUUCACGACGAAGUAUGGAAGGCGCCAUUCGUCGCCUGCAUCGACCACAGCAGUCGUAAUAUCAUAGUGGCUAUCCGCGGUUCGAUCGAGGACAGUCUACAGUUUCCGUAUGAAUGGUGCGGCGGCUCUGCAGUGUCUGACAAGGCUGAGGCCGGAGACACGGGCGGCAGCGAGACCGGGGCCAGCCAAGACGUUAGCCGUUACUUCGUGCACAAAGGUUUUCUGCGAACGGCUCGUUACAUCUACACGAAGCUGAAGGACGAGCACAUUCUGGAAGACCUUUUCGUGCUACAGCCUGACUACGACCUGGUGAUCACUGGUCACAGCUUAGGUGCUGGGGUGGCAAGCGUCGUGUCGAUGUUGCUGCGGCCUUUGUACCCUAAAGUGAUGUGUUUCGCAUUCUCACCACCGGGCUGUGUUGUUAGCGAGAACGCAGUACCGUAUACCCGCGAGUUCGUGUUCAGCAUUAUAUGCGGCGAUGACCUCGUCCCUCGAUUGUCGGUUAGUUCGUUGCAGGCAUUGAAGAUGUCCGUGCUGGACGCACUCGAGCAGACCUCAAGACCGAAAUACGAAAUUCUUUUCAAAGGUUGUUUCCGGUACUUCAUUGAGUCGAAGUCGAAUAUUGAGCCAGUGGUCGACGAGGAGGCGGCGGUACACAUCCAGCAACAAUCGCCAACUGACCCGUUGAUAUUGCAAGGAGGCGGUCGGCGAACAUUGACUUACACUGAUGAGCAGCUGAAGUCAUCGUUCGAAAUCGUGCGAAGCACGAAACUGCAAUGUCCAGGUCGAAUUCUUCAUGUUACUCGAGAGAAGGGUGACGGCGAUGAGCCUGUCUACCUGUCGACUUGGUGCGACCAGAGUCGCUUUGAAGGAAUCAAGUUAUCCGGGUCCAUGAUCAAUGAUCAUAUGCCGUAUUUCGUAUCUGAUGUUCUUAAAAGUCUCGCUACGAUACCAUGCAAAUUUUCUUCAGCCUAA
Molecule: messenger RNA, 1320 nt
Organism: Soboliphyme baturini
Lineage: Eukaryota; Metazoa; Nematoda; Enoplea; Dioctophymatida; Soboliphymatidae
Source: the annotation of a GenBank genome assembly